Molecule: messenger RNA, 540 nt
Organism: Vicia faba (fava bean)
Lineage: Eukaryota; Viridiplantae; Streptophyta; Magnoliopsida; Fabales; Fabaceae
Source: the annotation of a GenBank genome assembly
AUGAAAAAUAUAAGAAAUGAUGUGGUCGACAAUAAGAUUCAUGGUAUCAAAGUGGCACAUAAGUCUCCUAUCAUUUCUCAUCUUUUCUUUGCAGGCGACAGUCUUCUUUUUGCUAGAGCUAGUGAGGGGGAAGGUUGCCGAAUUCACCAUAUUCUCAAGCUUUAUCAAGAUGCCUCAGGUCGGGUGGUGAAUGCCUACAAAUAUGGGGUUUCCUUUAGUGGUAAUGUGGGGGAGGCUACUACGGGUAGAAUCAAGGCCAAGUUGGGUUUUCGUGGGGUAAAUAAUCAUUCACGUUAUUUGGGGCUUCCGAUUGUUUUUGGAAGGUCUAAGAAGGAAGUGUUCAAACUUGUUGUUGAGAGGGUUUGGAAGAAGGUUAAGGGGUGGAAGGAGAAUUUUCUUUCUAAGGCUGGUAAAGAAGUUUUGAUCAAAGCAGUUGCGCAAGCAAUCCCAGCGUAUAUCAUGAGUUACUACCGAAUCUCGAAGAGUUCUUGUAAAGAAAUCGAAUAUAUGAUCAUUAAGUUUUGGUGGGGAUCUAAAUAA